GGAGAGGCGCGUCUGGACUCGUGCUUAACAUGGCCACGCUGCGCAGGCUGCAAGAGGCGCCCCGGCACUUACUGGUCUGUGAGAAAUCCAACUUCGGCCACGACAAGUCUCGCCAUAAGCAUCUCGUGGAGACGCACUAUCAUAAUUACAGGGUUUCCUUUCUUAUUCCUGAAUGUGGACUGCUGUCAAAAGAGCUGAAAGACCUGGUCAUGGAAAUUGGACCCUAUUACUCUGUGAAGAACUUACCUCUCCAUGAAUUCAUUACACAUGAAUUCAUCAACACCUUUGUAAAGAAAGGUUCAUUCUCUGCAUUAACAUACAGUACAAGGAUUGAUGAAGAUAAUACUGUGGCUCUCCUACCGAAUGGAAAAUUAAUUUUAUCGCUGGAUAAAGAUACUUAUGAAGAAACUGGACUUCAAGGUUAUCCUUCUCGGUAUUCUGGCAGAAAACCGAUGAAGUUUAUCAUUUCCAUUGAUUUAAUGGAUUUAUCCCUUAACCUGGAUUCUAAGAAGUAUGAAAGAAUAUCUUGGUCCUUCAAAGAAAAGAAGCCUUUGAAGUUCGAUUUUCUUUUGGCUUGGCAUCAUACAGGUGCGGAAGAAUCAACGGUGAUGUCCUACUUUUCCAAAUAUCAAAUUCAGGAGCAUCAGCCAAAAAUGUCAUUGAGCACAGUGAGAGAGCUACAGUGUCCGGUGCUGCAGAGCAGCGCGCUUGCAGGGGAACCGGAGGAGGCCUGCAGUGCCCUGGAGCUCUUUGACUGGCUUGGUGCUGUCUUCUGCAGUGCGGACCUAAAUAACCAGCCUUAUAAUUUCGUCUCAACCUACUGCUGUCCCCAGCCAAGCACAGUGAUAGCCCAAGCCUGUCUGUGUACAAUCACAGGUUUCCUACUGCCAGAGAAGAUACAUGUCCUUCUGGAACAGCUGUGUCACUACUUUGAUGAACCAAAGUUAGCUCCAUGGGUCACCUUGACAGUUCAAGGCUUUGCAGACAGCCCUGUUUCAUGGAGAGAGAAUGAACAUGGUUUCCAAAAAGGAGGAGAGCACUUAUACAACUUUGUGGUUUUUAAUAAUCAGGACUAUUGGCUUCAGAUGGCUGUCGGGGCAAAUGAUGACUGUCCACCAUAAAAAAAAAAAAAAUGCAAACUUUAAAACCGUU
Messenger RNA from Psammomys obesus (fat sand rat), 1152 nucleotides. It is a transcript of the gene Rpp40, whose product is annotated as ribonuclease P/MRP subunit p40. The record is from RefSeq and is a predicted model, not a curated record. Gene Ontology annotation, biological process: tRNA 3'-end processing; endonucleolytic cleavage in ITS1 to separate SSU-rRNA from 5.8S rRNA and LSU-rRNA from tricistronic rRNA transcript (SSU-rRNA, 5.8S rRNA, LSU-rRNA); tRNA 5'-leader removal. Gene Ontology annotation, molecular function: ribonuclease MRP activity; ribonuclease P activity. NCBI's taxonomy places the organism in Eukaryota, Metazoa, Chordata, Mammalia, Rodentia, Muridae. The transcript has 8 exons. The coding region runs from base 30 to 1121 and encodes 363 amino acids. Gene Ontology annotation, cellular component: ribonuclease MRP complex; multimeric ribonuclease P complex.